AUGGGGAAUUUCGGAACUCAGACCAGUCGUUAUAAUCGGCUGGUGACCAUUUUCGUGGCCAUUGGUUCGAUGACAUAUGGCUACUGCUCAUCGAUCAUUUCCAGCACGGUUGGCCAGCCAGGAUGGUAUGCCUAUUUCAAUCUGCCAGAGGAUGGUCAGCCGGGAUAUGACACGAUCACCACGCCUGUCAUAUCCACGGCAAAUGGUGUGUACAGCGCGGGCGGAGCGAUCGCGACACUGUUCAUGAUGUGGUCCUGCGACUAUUUUGGCCGCAAGGUCAACAUCCAACUGGGCUCUUUCUUCGCCGUGCUUGGAGGUGCCCUCCAGUCGGGGUCCAACAGUCUCAGGAUGUUCCAAGCCGGACGGUUUGUCUGUGGUCUGGGAAUCGGUAUGCUUGUGACCGUGUGUCCCAUGUACCUGUCAGAGAUGUCCAGUGCGUACCGUCGGGGCUGGCUGGUGGGUCACCACGCAAUCUUUCUCGUGUUUGGAUAUAUGCUUGCUGGCUGGAUCGGGUACGGUUGUUACUUCGCUGAAGACAGCAACCCGUCGUUUGCUUGGCGAUUUCCGCUGGCAUUUCAAUGCUUCCCGCCUUUGAUCCUCCUACUUGGUUCUCCUUUGCUGCCACGCUCGCCUCGGUGGCUGAUCUCCAAGGGGAAAUUCGAGGAAGCGCGUCUCGUCCUUGAACGGCUGCGCCAGUCGCCUGAUGACCCGGACAACCUGGUGGCCAAGGAGGAGUUCUUCCAGACCAGCGAACAGGUCCGCCUGGAGGCCGAGAAACUGACUGCCUAUGGGAGUGUGUGGAAGGCGGUGAUCAAGAAAAAGUCCUACAGAAAGCGUAUGGCCAUCGGUUUCCUCACUCAGUGGGGAGCCGAGUUUGGUGGGCCUCUGAUUAUUAACAACUAUGCGGUUCUGUUGUAUGAGAACCUGGGCAUGACUGGCGGAAUGCCUUUACUGCUGAGUGCCCUCUGGCUGACCACAGCGGGUCUUAUUUACAACCCACUUGGUGCCUGGUUACACGACCGGGUCAACUCUCGCCGCGGUAUGUACAUGACCGGGUUUGUAGGCAUCAUCAUCACGACCACCUGUCUUGCCGCCAUGACUGCCAAGUUUGCCGGGACCACUAACAAGGUCGGCAACGGCUUUGGCAUCUUCUUCAUGUUCCUCUACCUGGCGUUCCAGGGAACGUUUUGCGACACCACCAUGUACCUGUAUGUCUCUGAAAUCUUCCCGACAGAGAUCAGACCCAUCGGCAUGGGAUUUUCUCUCUUCGGACAGUUCGCAGCGACAAUUAUCCUACUUCAAACCGCGCCGCUGGGCUUCGAUCACAUUGGCUGGAAGUACUACCUUGUGAUCAUCUGCUGGUCGGUUUGUUUUAUUCCAGUGGUCUACUUUUUCUUCCCUGAAACUGCGCAUAUGACUCUAGAGGAGAUUGCCAGGAACUUUGGCGAAGAAGUCGCCGUGCAGGUGACCGAUGCAACGGACGAGGAAAAGGCCCGUCUGGAUCUCAACCUGAUGAACGAACAGACCAAGCCGGCGCCUGUUGACUCGGCUGUCGAGCAGACGGAGUGA
Penicilliopsis zonata CBS 506.65 is the source of this 1569-nucleotide messenger RNA. RefSeq lists its product as hypothetical. Bases 1 to 1569 code for a protein of 522 amino acids. The record is from RefSeq and is a predicted model, not a curated record. Gene Ontology annotation, cellular component: membrane. NCBI's taxonomy places the organism in Eukaryota, Fungi, Ascomycota, Eurotiomycetes, Eurotiales, Aspergillaceae. Gene Ontology annotation, molecular function: carbohydrate:proton symporter activity. The transcript is spliced from 8 exons. Gene Ontology annotation, biological process: carbohydrate transport; transmembrane transport.